AACAGAUGUUUGCAAACGUUUCUCUGAGUCGACCACCAAUAGGUACCAGCCACUCAAAUCCACUUGUAAGUGGCUCUUAUGCUGGUACGCCGCUUCGGAAGGAACAGGGGUCAUUUCCUGCACCUCAAGGUGCAUGUCAGAGUAUGCGUGAGGUCCUCAUGCGACCUCUCAACCGGAUCGACACUCUGUCUCAGGCUCUUCUGCGCUCUCUUGCCCCUUCACAAUCUAGCGUCGCAAAACCUCCUGCUGCACCUCCUAUAUCUGCAUUUAUCGAAACAGAUCAGGCGUUAGCGUCCGCGGUCAACAUGGCAAAGGUGCACCAAGAAAAACAAAGGGAGAUCGAUGCUCUCACACAGGAAAUCCUCGAGCUAGAGCGGGACCUGAGGGAUAAAAUACGAUUCCUUGUUAAUGGGAGAAAUGCACUCGGCGAGAUCUUACGGGAAAGUGAAGAGAGUCUCGAAGCGAUUGACCAGGCUGCGAAGGGGUCGGUACCGUACGACGUGAUUCUAGGUUAUGCAUCGAACAUUGCUAAUUUCACGUCUGCUCCGCCGACGAUGGAGCUGCCAUCUCCAAAUACCCAAAUGUCUGUUUCAGCAAUGUCAACGUUUAGACCCCCUUUCCCGACAGAGGAAAUGAUGCGCAGAGGGAAAAUGAACGAAGAACCGCCUCUGGGGUCUUUAGGCGAGACGACGGAGAUCGGAGCAGUUGCACCUUCUAUCGUUUCUACAAACGCAUACCAGGAAGGUGAUUUAGCUGUUCCUGGUCCUGGUCUUGCCACGCAAUACUCUACCUACGCCAGUCGGCACCGUACAACACAGGAUAGUGCACCCGCCGGUGACCUUUUCGAUUUGGAUCUCAAUCCCGACUUCUGAAGAUCCUUUGGCUGCACCCAGACACCGGACUGAUUGACAUGAAAAGAGCGGCGCAGUCCUUUAGUGUUCCCAACAAUAAAGAUAUUCCGGCUGGGCCGGCUUGAUCGAACAUCUCGAUGAAACGAUGUUGCUGAAAUACAAUUGUGUAAUAACGGGGUAAAAAUAGGAUACAGCAGAGUGGACAUGAUUCCGAUAUAACUAAAGAAUAAUCUAUUGUGUUUAUCCUCGACUGUUCAGCCAGUCCCUCACUCCAGAACGUGAGCUUAGCAAAGCCCAGUACUGAGCUAAGCCUUCGUCUAGGCCCAUCUUCUCCCCCAUUUCGAUUGCUGCUUCAGCGGCCCUUCGAGUAUCGUCUGGAGGGUCGAGCUCUGCUCCUCGAAAGAAGAGACGGUCAGCAGCUGCAGACGGUGU
Messenger RNA from Cantharellus anzutake, 1283 nucleotides. RefSeq names its product vitamin-D-receptor interacting mediator subunit 4-domain-containing protein. Lineage: Eukaryota; Fungi; Basidiomycota; Agaricomycetes; Cantharellales; Hydnaceae. Gene Ontology annotation, biological process: regulation of transcription by RNA polymerase II. The transcript has 3 exons. Gene Ontology annotation, molecular function: transcription coregulator activity. The record is from RefSeq and is a predicted model, not a curated record. The coding region runs from base 6 to 872 and encodes 288 amino acids. Gene Ontology annotation, cellular component: core mediator complex; mediator complex.